UCCGCUCUCCAUACUAAAUAGGAAAUUGGACGUGAUGUGGGAAUGAGUUCCCGGCGCUACGGAGCCGCCCAGCACUCCUCCUCCUCCUCCUCCUUUUGUGUGUGUGUGUGUGUGUAUAUGUGUGUAUACUAUAGGAGGAAGGGGAGGGGGAGCAUACCAGCCUCCCUGAAUAGGCCGCAAAAUGGCUCCAGUCAUUUUCACCUACGAAAAACAAGUGACAGAGGCUGCCUCUUCAUCCAGUUCCCCGCUGACGGACUUCGGGAUCCGGACGAUCCAGCGGUGGGUUUCGGCUGCGGCUGUCCGCUUUCUCAAAACCAAACCUCUUCCAAACGAGUACAGUACAAGAACGGGCCUUCCGUCGUGUCGGAUGCUGAUGGAGAGGUCCCCCAGUGACCCGCCGCGGGAUGCGGCGCACCGACCCGGAGCUGGAGCGGAAAGCGUCGGCGAGCCGGACUUGGGGCUGGGUUCCGGCAGUAGUAGCAGCGGCGGCGGCGGCGAUCGGAGGCGCGGAGGAAUGGCCCUCCCGGGGGAGCCGGCCUUGCUCGAUGGGGUUGCCAAGGAAACGGGUCGGCCGCCCCCCUCCCCCGGCCCGGGGCCCCCUGCUGCGCCGGUGCCAGUGAUCGAGCUGGUGCGCAACGGCCGCCCUAUAAAAGCCAGGGACGCGCCGCCCGGGGCCCUGCAGAGUCAGAGAGAGCCAGACGCGAGCAGCGGCAGCGGCAGCAGCAGCAGCAGCAACGGCAGCAGCAGCAGCAGAGCUCCGCGAGCAGAGCCGGCCACCGCCACCGCUCUCGCCCUCGCCACCACCGCAGGCGCCGGAGCCGGCACGCCCCCGGCCGGCGGUGGCAUCGGCAGCAGCAGCGACGUCCGCAUGGUGCACCUCAGUCCCACGGCAGCCCCUGCGCUCCCGCCGCCGGCCAGAGCCAUGCUCUACGGCCUCGGGGCUCCGCUCAGCGCCGCCAGCAGUGGAUAUUUUGGUGAACCCGAAAACUUUUCAAUGUACAACAACAACCGAGUGAAAAGAAGACCAUCCCCCUAUGAAGUGGAGCUCUCUGAUGGCCCUCACACAAAAGUGGUCCGUCGAAUAUUCACAAACAGCCGUGAGAGAUGGAGGCAGCAGAACGUCAAUGGAGCGUUUGCUGAGCUUCGCAAGCUCAUCCCAACUCACCCACCUGACAAAAAGCUCAGCAAGAAUGAAAUAUUACGCCUGGCUAUGAAAUACAUCAACUUCUUGGCCAAACUGCUCAAUGACCAAGAAGAAGAAGGGAACCAGCGGGGUAAAGUAAACAAAGAGACUGGCAUAGUGCAAGAAGACCUUCUUCAGGACAUGUUGUCCCCACAUUCAAGCUGUGAAAGCUCAUUAGAUGGAGCAGGAAGCCCAGACAGUUUCAUGGAAGAGCAUGAAUCUUUAGAUCCUAAGCAUACAAGAGGCCUCCAUCAUUCCCUUCUUCCCAUUGAAAACAAUGCCCAACGAUGAUGAACCAGCACAGAGCAUCCCAGAAUACUUGAUAUCUGGAUUGUAUGCAUGUCCUCCCUUUCUUCUUUCAUCUUCUUUAUCUAAGACAGACCAAAUGAGGGGUACUUUCCAAGUUUAUUUUCAACUUGAACAAGUUGAUGAAGAUAAAGAAUGAGUAACCAGGUGUACAGAACAAUUUCCUGCUUAUGUCACCAAUGAAACAUAGGCCUUGCUAGUUGUGUUUUUGAAAAGUUUAACACAGAAGGGCUGAAAUAUGCAGGCAGCUUAUUUUGUGUUUGUUUGAGGUUUACAAAAGGAUUGAACUGAGACUUCAUCCUUCUGCUGAUUACCUAUGCUCUUGUUUUGCCUUGUCUCUCAGCUAUUUGGACCCCAGCUUCUUCAGUUCUGUGUGGCUAUUAGUAUUGAAAUUUUUUCAUGUUGUAUGGUGUUCUUUUCCAGGUGUCUUUGAGGAAAUGUAUGCAACUCAUUUAUCUUCACACAAGAGCUUUGUUGGAGUGCUAUUUGUGAGCAACUGAUAAUUUUCAUUCUGGCUUUCUUUUCUUUUCUUUUUAAAUUCAGAUUUCACACAGAGUUGAAUUGUAUGAGGUCUUGUAUUUUUGAUGUGGAUUUAAAAGAAAUUUUAAUAUGCAGUAUUUGCUGAACAAUAAAGGUACACCAUUUAAGGUUUAUUUCUCAACUUUCGACACUUCAUCAGAGGGAUGUUUCCUUGAAGCAUGGCUGAGCAACAGGGUCCUUGGAGUUGUUACCUUCAGUUUCCCUGGUUUUAUUUUCUCUGACAAAAAUGUAAUGAGAAAUAUUGUUUGUGUGUAUUUAUAUGUAAGGCUGGUAUAAACAAUGUUUCAGUAAUGCACUUUGACUUGGUUAGAUUUACAUAUAUUGAGGUAAUGAGACACAAUCCAGCUGGAGCUUCUUCUUUACAAGAUCCAUGGAAAUAAAUGGGAAAUCUCCAUGGAAAAUCCAGAGAAAGUUGCAUGUCACAUGGCUAAAUUUGGUACAUGCUGAUCGCUCCAAGCUAUGCUUCAUAUAUAGGAGUUCUUGCAGAAAAAGCUCCUAGAGGGCAAUGCUCAAGUGGUACUUUUCUUUCCAGAAGUUGCUUGGUUCCAAAUGAAUUUGCAUUUUGUUGGGCAUUGUAAUUCUGUGAACAGUGGUAUAUGCAGCAAGCCAUGAUGAUGCCAAAACAACAAUAUGAACAUGAUGUUGCAUUAUGUUCUUUUGUACCAAUGUCUGAUAAAAUCACGUAAGCCACAGCACUUGUGUGAUGACAUUGUCAUACAGUUUUGUCAUUGCCCUUCUUUGCUUCUUUGCAGAUGCCUAAGUGAGUGUUUUCUGUGCCAUGUACUCUCUCUCCAGCCAUUCCCUCAUGCUUUUGCAGCUAAUCAAUCUGAUCCAUCUUGUUUCCCCCUUUUUACCAUUUAAACAAUGGUGGUUACAUGAUCAAGGAAGGGCUGCUGAAAAUUGUGAAAUUAGCUUGAGAGUGGUUUUGAUACAAUCUUUGUUGGUUGCAGUCAACUUUGUUUCUGUAGAAUUUGUGAAAUCACGGUUAUUCAUUCUCGGAUAGUUUUAUGGAAACAUUAUAUUUUCAGAUGUGCACCUGAGAUCUUAAAUAUAUAAACACACAUAAACAAGUGGACUGUGAAUUUGUUAAACAAAGUGUCUGCAAACGCAGGUAGGAGUGAAGUACUGAUUCUGGGGAAUUACAUUUGGUUGAUGUUUCUAGAUCUGACUUUGUGUUAUAAAGAACUAGAGCAAUUUUAGUGGUUCAAGCCAUUAUUCAGAAGUUUGUAUGUUCAUCCAUUGUUGAUUAUGAAGGAUGCAGUGUAGAAAAUUUAAGGAAGACUUGUUUUUCCUUCUCAGUUUUAGUGUUUGCCUUGUUAAUAAAAAUUAUAGUUGCCUGGGCAACUAUAGAUGUAUACAAGGUUCCCCCCUUAUCAUAGAUUGUUUAUGAAUUCUCUGAUACAUGUAUAUGUGUUUGUUAAAGUAUUUUUCUAUUGACAAACAGUUUUGAAAAAAGAAAUGUUGUCUUUUGUUGUUUAUAUGGGUGGGAGUGAAAGACACAUUGCUUUACUUCACAAGCUGCAUGUUGUCCCAUAAAAAUUCAAAGGUAUUCUGAAUAAUGUAAAAGUUAUUGCUGAGGAAUAAAUGACUUAUUAACCAUUGCUUAUUACUAAAGCCUCUCCCUUCGAAAUCUAGAAACAACAGCAGUAAUAGGAAGGAAUCUGUAGACUGGAAACAGAACUUGAAAGUCAAAUUAAAGCAAUUGGAAAGCAUUUGAUUGUGAUUUUUAGGCUACAGACCAAAUUUAUUUACGUUUACUAAGAAGGGCGUGUUUAACUAGUGGUGUGAUGGGAUGUGUUAUGUGUUCAAGAAGGUGGUAACUAUGGCAGUAUAAUCAAAAUCCUGCCCUUUUCUAUAUGCCAAACAGUACAAAGGGGUGCGGCUUUGAUUGUACUGCCAUGGCUGCCAUCUUGUUUUUCUUUUUUUCAUUGCUCUCAUGAACACCACUGAGCAUACCCUAUAUAUACAAGCUCUGUCAAGGAUUACUCUGCUCACAUGUUUCAUUCAUGGUCUUUUAUAGCCUAGCUAUCAUAGUUAGGGUGAGCCUUAGAUGUUUUCAUCUUAUUUGUGAUUUCUUUAUUUUUUUUAUAUAAUUUUUCCAUCUCUUAGAAAUGGAAUCACCUGGAGGUUCCAGACCCGCCAUAUCCCUGAUACCUACUAUAAUCUUGGCCAGAAAUAGAUUGUUUGCCCUCUUUUGGGGCUCAUUCUAGAUGCUUAUCAACAUAAAAAAGUAAAUACAGCUUCUCCUGCUCUUUUGGCCAAGGGAAAUUGAAGGAUAGGUUGCUCAUCCUAAACAAAUAGCAGGAUUGGGUUUUCUAGAAUGGCUAAUCUUAUGGGAACAAUUCCAGGAAAAAAAUUAAUGUUUUAAAUAUAAUUUUUGUAUAAUGCUAAAGGUUUGUUCUUCUUUAUGUUCCCCUUUUCUUAUUAAUCCAGAAACUGCAACUGCAUGCUUCACAAAUUUGUAGAAUAUUUCUGGUGAACUUCAGAUAUAUGAGUUACAAUGCUUAUAGGCUGAGCUAAAACUAGAAUGAAGAAGGUUAUUAUGGAGAAUAUGGCACUCAGAUCAGAAGUGGACAAUUUAAGGCCCAUGGCUUCACAGAGGCAGGCUCCAAAUCCUCAGAAAUUAGGCCCUUGAAAAUUGAAACCAACUAUAAAAAUAAAUGCUGCUUUGUAUGCUUCUUAAAAGAAUAAGCUAUUUUAAAUCAUCUAAACAAUACCUCCAAUCCCCACCCCAAGUAUUCCCUCAAAAAUGGAAGUGUCUGGCUCAUCCGCAAGUGUGACAUUAUUACAUUGUGGUUCUCAAUAAAUCCCUCUUCCAAAAUACAUUGAAUUAAGAAGGUAACACCCGAUCUGCCAAAAGGUACCUGGUUCUGUUUUAGAUAUUUUAUUUAUUUAUUUAUUUAUGAGACUUAUAUACCGCUUUAAGUGCAAGCACUCUCUAAGCGGUGUACACCAGUAAGCAAUGUAUAUAUAUAUUUACAUUGCCCCCAACAAU
This is a messenger RNA of Crotalus tigris (Tiger rattlesnake), 5024 nucleotides long. RefSeq names its product TAL bHLH transcription factor 1, erythroid differentiation factor (gene TAL1). The record is from RefSeq and is a predicted model, not a curated record. The transcript has 5 exons. Gene Ontology annotation, molecular function: DNA-binding transcription factor activity, RNA polymerase II-specific; RNA polymerase II cis-regulatory region sequence-specific DNA binding; protein dimerization activity. Bases 182 to 1474 code for a protein of 430 amino acids. Gene Ontology annotation, biological process: regulation of transcription by RNA polymerase II. NCBI's taxonomy places the organism in Eukaryota, Metazoa, Chordata, Lepidosauria, Squamata, Viperidae.